ACACCCUCUCUCUCCACUUCUCAUACUACGAAGAGGACUACGGUUGUCGUCACCAUCACGAACACCGUACCUCUCAGCACCGGGACUGCCUACUCGUCAACUAGUCGCGGUACAGGAGUCUCCAGUGGCGUUCCAUCUGUUUCAUCACCGACCUCUAUUCGCCUUUCCACCACGCUCGGCUACCCUACUACCACUGCCCCCAGCUUGUCCAGCACUACUCCUACCUCCCUCGGAAGCAGCGCUGCCUCUACUGCAUCCAAGAAACCUUGCAAAACUGAAGAGGAAUCCACUUCCACGUCUAUGUCGUUGUAUCUUUCACUUCCUUCCACUUUUUCACCGGGAUUUACAGUCUCCAGCGCUCUGCCCACUCUCGUCACGCCCACAGAUACAGCGACUCUGAGCAGCGUUUCUGGCGGAUACGACUACCCUCCCUCCACCCAGGAGUCUACCGCAUCGCUGGGAACUACUGUAGGCAGCGCCAAGCCUACACUCGUCUCUAGCAGUACUUCGGAUAUCCCAGGAGGCUAUGACACCGAAUACCCAGCUCCAACCUCAUCUCCGGGUACCAUUGUCUCCAGUGCUCUUCCUACUCUGAUUAGCUCAACUGCCAGCAGCAUCCCUGGUGGUUACGACUAUCCUCCCUCUUCAUCUUCACAAUCAUCCCAGGAGUCGAGGUCGACCGAGUAUCUCGACACCACCGUGGCCAGUGCUCGACCGUCCCUAGUGAGCCCCUCCAUUUCAGAGAUAUCGCCUACCCCGACUACCUUUGAGACUCGCAAGUCUGAUGGGUUCACUUCGGCGUCUACCAUCUACGGUGGAUAUGAGUUCGGCCGUCGCCGGGCUUUGAGAAUGUAGUUUCCGUCGUGUACAAAUUUCCGACACUCCUGGUGUUAACGUCCAGUUUCAUCUGGCCUGAUAGACUGAUAUGAGGGGGCUUAGGGGGUUGGACUACAAAGUUGGUGUUUCUCUUCUUGACUUUCGUUUAGACUUCUUUCAUGUAAGGGCAUCUCAAGAAAUUAUGGCACAAGAUGGAGAGCAAAAGAGGGAUGGGGUCACUUACGUAAUCACUUG
Messenger RNA from Colletotrichum acutatum, 1071 nucleotides. RefSeq lists its product as uncharacterized. The record is from RefSeq and is a predicted model, not a curated record. The transcript has a single exon. NCBI's taxonomy places the organism in Eukaryota, Fungi, Ascomycota, Sordariomycetes, Glomerellales, Glomerellaceae. Bases 301 to 855 code for a protein of 184 amino acids.